Messenger RNA from Cucurbitaria berberidis CBS 394.84, 815 nucleotides. RefSeq lists its product as uncharacterized. The coding region runs from base 31 to 675 and encodes 214 amino acids. Lineage: Eukaryota; Fungi; Ascomycota; Dothideomycetes; Pleosporales; Cucurbitariaceae. Gene Ontology annotation, molecular function: magnesium ion binding; thiamine triphosphate phosphatase activity. Gene Ontology annotation, biological process: dephosphorylation; thiamine diphosphate metabolic process; thiamine metabolic process. The record is from RefSeq and is a predicted model, not a curated record. The transcript is spliced from 2 exons.
CAAAGAUCCGAACUUCAGACGCGUCGCUCUAUGAUUCCCCGAUCCUUCUCGGCUACAUCUUGUGUCCUCGAAGUGGAGCGAAAAUUCCGGUGCCUUGCGGUGCGGGAAUUGACCACAAACAUCGGAUCCCCUCCCUUUCAAAGCAUCCAAUCGCUCGGCCAGCAGACAAUAUCUGAUGUGUACUACGACCGAGCGAACCUCCUCUCUUCAGCGGGUGUCUGGGUGAGGCGACGAAAUGCAAAAUGGGAGGCAAAGAUUCGCAUAGGCGGCGAUUUUAUCAAUUCGAGAUUUGAGGAGCUUUCUGAUCCGCACGCCAUCGCUCGAUGCAUAAAGGAUAUCGCCGGCACUGCACGCACGGAACAACAACAGUUUGGACUCGAGCGUGUAGCAGCUUUCACCACCACACGGGAAGCUUGGAUAGCUGACAAUGAAUUUCGGAUUGUUCUUGAUUCCAUGGAUUUCGGGCAUACUGUUGGUGAAGUGGAAUUGCAGCAACAUAAGACCCUGGUUGCUACGUCAAGUACGUCUGUCGAACAAGAGAAGCAGAAGAUAAUGCAACAUAUGGAUAGUAGGAUUGCAAGAUUCAUGGAACAAUACGCGUGGGCGUUUUGUCCAGGGAUACCAAAGGGCAAGCUGACGGCAUAUUUUGAGCGCACCGCUCUCGCGCGUGGGUAAUCACCUUCGAUUUGCUAUAUGCCUUUCAAAAUGGAUAUUCCAGCAAUGAGAAUAUUAGGCACUAAUGUUUCCACCUCACUACUAUUAGUGCCUGGGUCUAGAACGUUCAGGGUACUAUACUUUAGCCUGAUACCUCUACU